GCAGGUUAUAUUUUUGCCAAGUCUGCACUACUCAGAUGGCCAUGAACUCAAACUGCUAAAGUGUACCGUAGGAGUUUGCCCUGACUUUCCCCCGUGACAUGCCUAGGGAUGUCUUGCUUCCUAUCUCUUUCUUCUCUGUUAAUCACCUUUCACAACAUGUUCCUCGCGAAGAGGUGAUGGAAAGGGGCACCACCAGAGAUUUGUUGGGAAUUUUUUGUAAGAUGAAAAUUACCUGUGGACUGGAAAUCAGAUAUGGAGAAAAAUUCUUCCAACAUGAUCCCUCUUACUGAAAACUCUCCUGAUAAAAAAGAGAUGGUGUGUAUUUUUGGAACAGGAGAUUUUGGAAGAUCUCUGGGGUAUAAAAUGCUCCAGUGUGGCUACUCAAUAGUGUUUGGAAGCCGAAAUGCACAGACUUCCAGUCUGAUUCCCAAAGGCACAGAGGUGCUGAGCCACAGAGAAGCUGCGCAGAAGGCUGACAUUAUUAUUGUAGCAAUUCAGAGACAACAUUACAACUUCCUCACAGAGUUAACCGAAGUUCUCCAUGGAAAAGUAUUGGUGGAUGUAAGCAACAACCUCAAAAUAAACCAAUAUCCUGAAUCCAAUGCUGAAUACCUUGCUCAGCUGGUGCCAGGCGCUAAGGUAGUGAAAGCAUUUAACACCGUGUCAGCAUGGGCCUUGCAGUCAGGUACAUUGGAUGCAAGCAGACAGGUGUUUGUUUGUGGAGACGACAACAAAGCCAAACAAAUGGUGAUGGAUAUUGUUCGGACUCUUGGUCUUACACCAUUGGAUCAAGGCUCUCUCUUGGCAGCCAGAGAGAUAGAAAAUUACCCACUGCAGCUCUUUCCAAUGUGGAAGUUUCCCAUCUACUUGGCUAUUGGUCUAAGUGCAUUUUUUUUCUUCUACAGUUUGAUUCGUGAUGUAAUCUACCCCUACAUACAUGAAAACAAAGAUUUAUCAUUUUUUAUUGUAAUUUCCAUUCCAAAUCGGGUCUGCCCCAUAGUGGCACUCAUCCUUCUUGCUUUGGUUUACCUUCCUGGCAUAAUUGCUGCAAUUCUCCAGUUACACAGAGGAACAAAAUACAGUCGUUUCCCAGACUGGCUGGACAAAUGGAUGCUUUGUAGGAAACAGCUUGGAUUAGUAGCCUUGGUUUUUGCUUUUUUACAUGUUUUGUACACACUUGUUAUCCCUAUUCGCUAUUAUGUAAGAUGGAGAUUAAAUGUUUAUGUCAUAUCUCAGAUAAAGGACAACAGAACAGAUCCAUUUAACAACACUAACGGCUGGAUUAGUGACUCUUACCUGGCGUUAGGCAUCCUGGGAUUUUUUCUGUUUGUCUUGCUUGGAAUAACUUCCUUGCCCUCUGUCAGCAACAGCGUCAACUGGAGAGAAUUUCGAUUUGUACAGUCCAAACUGGGAUACCUGACACUGAUUUUGUGCACAGCACAUACACUGGUCUACGGUGGAAAGAGAUUCUUGAACCCUUCACUGUAUAGAUGGUAUCUUCCUGCAGCAUAUAUGCUUUCUCUCAUUGUUCCUUGCAUUGUCCUGGCCAUUAAAUUUGUUCUAAUAUUCCCGUGUAUAGACCAACCACUCACACAAAUUCGACAGGGCUGGGAGAGGAACUCCAAAGGUUCAAAACAAUCAUACUGCAAUGAUAGCAAGUCAGCAGUAUAAUCAGUUAGUAAACACCCAAUCUGUAUAUCAUUGCAAUGUCUCAAAAACUUAAACUUUUAUAUUAAUGUCCUUUCCCAGUUUUAUGUGCAGGAAAAGGCAAAAAGGAGGAAACUUUGCCAGGACUGAGCAAUUUAUCGAUAUAAAAAAUGACCCAGGGCCAAUCUUAAACACAAAUGAAGCCAGUAGCCACUGAGAAUGCUCUGUGACCCAUGAGCUGGCGUCAUCUCCCUCUCAUUCAUACUAUAAACUCACUGCUAGUCUGCUCUUCCCACUCUCCUGGCAUCAAGACCGGAGGAAGAAACUCUGUCUGAUUUCCCUCCUUUUAUUAGUAUGGAAUCCCACUCUGGAUAGGGCACCACCAGUUGUUAGGCUGGCCCUGCCUGGACCAUGGGCAAAGAGGAGCUCAGCUCUUUGACAGCUUUGCUUGCUCUCCAUUAACCUCUGUUUCAGUAGAGGUCUAUAGCUACACUGUAUGUAUACCUUAGAUAACUGGCCACGUUUUGUUCGGGUUGUGCACAGAAAUUUUAUUCUCGGAAGUGGUUGGGCCAGUGGUCCUUGCUACACUGGACUACUGCAAACUCAGGCAUCAGGCUGCUGGGAAGUGGGGAGGAAAGAGACUUUCCAAAAUCAUUUGAUAAGGAAAGUGGUGCAAGGAAAAGAAAGACCUUGGUUAUGAUGGUUACAAAUGUGCGUUUCUCCAUCUAGUGCAAAUGAAGAGUGACCAGUGAUUGAGAUUGUGAUUAUGCUGCAUUCUCAAGUUAAAUCAAUUAGUCAUUUUGCUUAAUAUGAAUUUGUGACUAAAUUUGUUUAGUCUGUGCUUGUAAUGAGUUAUAAUCACUGAUGUAAUAUGCUGUUUUAUUGGAAUUUUGUGGUAUAAGUUCAAUAAAGAUGAGGUCUUUUGCUUUCCAAAAUCCUGGGGUUCAAUAUGACCA
Chelonoidis abingdonii (Abingdon island giant tortoise) is the source of this 2603-nucleotide messenger RNA. It is a transcript of the gene STEAP4, whose product is annotated as STEAP4 metalloreductase. NCBI's taxonomy places the organism in Eukaryota, Metazoa, Chordata, Testudines, Testudinidae. The record is from RefSeq and is a predicted model, not a curated record. Gene Ontology annotation, molecular function: cupric reductase (NADH) activity; ferric-chelate reductase (NADPH) activity. Gene Ontology annotation, cellular component: endosome; plasma membrane. Gene Ontology annotation, biological process: copper ion import.